UGGAGCAAUGUCUGGCGAGACAGUGUAUGCCGAUAUCAAAUUUGCCAGAAAAAAAACUUCCUCUUCCAGCCCCCAAGCCCAAACGCAAACCCAGGAUUCCCACCAGUCCCCAGAGGGGCAUGUGACCGCUCUGAAAGUGGCUUGUGUUGUGAUCAUCCUUCUCCUGGUGGCAGUGAUAGCACUGAGUGCUUUUGCAAUUAACCAAAUGAAGGUGAUCUCACCGCAUUCUUCAAGGAAUGAUACAGAAAAUUCAGACAAAAUCAGCAGCUGCCCUGGAUCCACUGUGUCUACAAUCCCCACCACAGCAACAACUACCAUACCGAAAACGUGCAAAGAUGACUGGAAGAUGCAUAAAGGGAAGUGCUAUUGGAUUUCCAAUAAUACUGAAAAGAAAACUUGGAAUGAGAGUAAAGAGAACUGUGCAGAUAAGCAGUCAAAUCUGACAAUGAUUAAGGACAUGUGUGAUUUGGGCUUCCUGUGGUCACAGAUCCCAUCCUCAAGUUAUUAUUGGACUGGGCUGCACAUUCCAAGCCCUGGGAGCAACUGGACGUGGCCAGAUGGCUCUUCCCUUGACUGGAGCCUUUUCCAGGUAAAACCCUCAGGUGACAAGGAAACAUGUGCUGCACUCUCAAAGGAUGGGAUUUAUCCUGAAAAUUGUGGGGGUAUAAAUCUCUGGAUCUGCGAAAAGUAAUGUGGGCCCCUGAGCUCCAGCGACCUUCCUGUUCUCUGACUCUGUGACUGAUGGAGACACACAGGCAGCACCUGCCCUCCCCCUGAGCCCUGAUGUCCCUGCAUGUCCCAGGGCUUGGGGGAGGGGAUGAGGAUUGCCCUCUGGAUUCUUCCUUUUCAUUCUGUAGCCAAGCUGGGUGUUGACUAAGGAAAUAGAUUGUCCCAUCAGGAGGAGAGAAUUUAGUUUCCACCCUUGUCCCUUCUCCUUCCCUCCCCGGCAGCAGCGAAAGGAGGCUGAAUCCUGAGGAAGAGGAUCGCUCAACCCCUUGAACUCUGAUGGACUUCUCUUCAAGCAUUUCUGGGCCUAUUGGUGACAAUUAGAUGGACACAUCUAACCCAGGAACACUGGAGGCCUUAUGAUAAAGAGAAUUAUUCAUGGAGUGUGCAAGCCCUAAUAGCUUCAGGUUCAUCCUUAGAGUGGCUCAGUGUGACCUAAGUUUCACAUAGUUCAACGCAGCUCAUCCAGGAACCCUAGACUGAGUUGGUAGAAUUACUCGGUGGUAUUACUGCCAUGAUAAUGCUGCUAUGUGGCUAGGUGGCCCACACAGAAAUGAAGACAAAACAGUAUUUGCAAUGGAAAAGUUAUCUGCCCUAACACCCUUUCCUCAUGCUGAUAUAAUCAGUGAAGCCUGUGUUAAUUUGAAUACUUACAACAUCUAAACUAAAUUGAAAACAAGGACACACCCAGGGGUUGGUGGCUUAAAUUGCACAUCUUGAUUAUCAGUUUGAGUAGACAGAGCUUUUCAUUCUUCAGAAGAUGCCCUUGUGUUUCUCCCACUGAGCAGUUGUGAGCAAUUUUGCCUAGAAUGUAUAGAUUGUGUUAUUUCUGGGAAAAGAUGGGAUAGUGGAAUAUCAUUCCAAACUUGUGUGCACUUCUCUUUCCUCUCCAUCUGGGAUGUCCUUUUGCUGUGUCCCAUAGUGCUUAGGGGCCUGAAUCAGAGCAUGUUCUGGGCAUGACUCAGUCUGGGCAGACCAUGUGGUUCUGUUGAGUGAGAUUGGAUGGCAGGGUUCAGAAUAAGGUAGACUGAUCAAUCCCAGCUCACUGGGACAUUUGUAUAAUCUAAAAAUUGUGCAGGACGUGACCCUACAAGUGUGAGGUAUCUCUCAGAUGAACCAGGAAAUAUGACAAGGAUUCAGGUAUAGAAAAUGUUUGCCAAUAGGAUUUUUACAAUUUUUUACAAAAUUUAUACUUCUAUAGAUGUGAACUUUGCCUUUUCUGAGCCUAGUGAAAGAAAAUAUGUUAACUCCUUAACUUUCAGUCCUCUCUCUCCCUGACUAUCCCAACCGAAUUACAAAAACUGUCAGAUAGUUCUCAAGAAGUCAGUGGUUUUAUUUCAGUGUUGUGAUUGUAUAAUAUACUAUGUUUGUCCAGCAGUUUCUACUCUUGGCAGUUUCGACUCUGAAUUUCUGUCAGAAAUCAUUAUGAUUCCGUUAAGCGUGAUUUCCAAGGUAUCACUUUUUUCUGAUUGCUUUUCACCUUCAUCACUACAUACAUGACAGGGAAAUUUUAAUGAGGAACUGCAAAGAGGAUUAGUGGAUUUCAGUUUGGAUGUGAAAUAUGACAUGGGGAGGAUUUAAUGAUCCAAUAGCAGUCACUGAAUCCUGUGAGUGGAAAGUCUAUAAUAUUGAGUACAACACGAAGAUUGGGUUGGCUCGUAACCAAGGUCUGUUGUCUCGGAGCAGUGAGAGACUUAAUCAAAUCAUAUUUAUUGAGCACUUACUCUGAGCAGAGCACUGUACUAAGCACUUAGGAGAGUACAAUACAACAGAGUUGGUAUGCAUCAUCAUUCCCUCCCUAGUGCUGUUUAAUUGAUAUAUUUUGCCUAGAGAUUCUUGAUUGGGAAAUUCCACUUGUUUUCCUUGUUGCAUUAUCAAUCAAUCAUUGUCAGUUACAUUCUUAUUAUCCUACAUGCCCACCCUCCCUAACAUAGGUUGGGGGCCCCUUGUGGGCCAGAAGGCCUAGGUCUUAGAUUAUUUUCCUACAAUAACACCAACGCUUAGUACAGUGUUUUGUACACUGUCCUUAAUAAAUAAAUAAUAAAAGUAGAAAAAUGCCAAACCAUGUUUUUGUUAAUACCUGUGAUUAUAAGCAUCUGCAGUGAUUAAUUCUCUCCCAGCACUUAGUACCAUGCUCUGUACUAAGCAAGAUAAUUAGGUUGAACACUGUCCCUGUCCAAUAUGGGCCUCACAGGCUAAAUCAGAUGAGAAAUUCGAGUGACUUACCCAAGGUCACACAGCAAAACAGUGAUGGAGUCAGGAUGAGAACCCAGGACCUCUGACUCCCAGUACCCUGCUCUUUCCAUGAGGUCACACUGCUUACCUGACUCCUGCUUCCAGCUUACACUGGCUUACAUCUUCCCUCCUGCCUGAAUCUCCUUCUCUCUUCAAAUCUUCCAGGGAUCAGCUCUCCCUUUCUGAAAUCCCUCCUCCACCAGGAAGCUGUCCUCCACUAAUGUUUUUCCUUCCACGUUUCAUCCACCUGAUUACCAUCUCAACACUUUCGCACUCAUAGACUAUUUUUGCACAGUUGAAUAUAAUUUAAGCACUUCUUCCUUUCUGUAAAUUAGUGUGUCCAUAUCCGCUGUUAGAUUGACUGGAUUUGUAUCUCCCAACUCUGUGUGGAGUACAGUGAUCUUCAUACAAUA
Molecule: messenger RNA, 3374 nt
Organism: Tachyglossus aculeatus (Australian echidna)
Lineage: Eukaryota; Metazoa; Chordata; Mammalia; Monotremata; Tachyglossidae
Product: killer cell lectin-like receptor subfamily B member 1B allele A
Exons: 6
Coding region: 8-691 (227 amino acids)
Source: RefSeq, a predicted model, not a curated record